Messenger RNA from Carassius auratus (goldfish), 4044 nucleotides. RefSeq names its product rho guanine nucleotide exchange factor 7-like. The coding region runs from base 354 to 2948 and encodes 864 amino acids. Gene Ontology annotation, molecular function: guanyl-nucleotide exchange factor activity; protein binding. Gene Ontology annotation, biological process: lamellipodium assembly; intracellular signal transduction. Gene Ontology annotation, cellular component: lamellipodium; cytoplasm. Lineage: Eukaryota; Metazoa; Chordata; Actinopteri; Cypriniformes; Cyprinidae. The record is from RefSeq and is a predicted model, not a curated record. The transcript is spliced from 22 exons.
UCAUGCAAAGAGCAGGUGAACCUAUGCAGUGCACAUGCAAAGCAGGAUGAGAAGCCGACUGGUCACAUAUGCUGUGUCUAUGCUGUGAUGUCAUCUGCCGGAAGAUGCAGGUUCGUGCGCUGACUGUAUUCCAGUGAAAGGCGUUUGACAGCUUGUCGUAAUAAAGGAAAUGGGAGCGAAGCGAUUGCAUUACUCAUCUCCAUGGAGCGCCAUAUAAUGCGGCAACCCUCAAACAACAUGUUUUAGAGGAAAAUGGUGCCCAGUUCAACGAGUGGUUAAUAACAGACAGCCUAAUUCUUUCCCCAUUACAAUCGCUAUACUGAGAGCUUCGACCUUGCUUGCUUGGUGUGGCCAUGAAUCCGGCGGAACAAACGGUUACUUGGCUUAUUACGCUCGGGGUUUUGGAAUCACCAAAAAAGACCAUUUCGGACCCCGAUGGAUUUCUGCAGUCUUCGCUAAGGGAUGGGGUCGUCCUGUGCAGGCUGCUGGAGCGGCUGCGUCCAGGCACUACUGAUAAAAUCUAUCAGGAUCCCAAGAACGACAGCGAGUGCUUGAGCAACAUCACGGAGUUUCUCAAGGGCUGCGCGGUGUUUCGCGUCGAGCCUUUUGAGGCUGGUGACCUGUUUCAGGGCCACAACUUCAGCAGAGUCCUCACUACACUGGUUGUCCUCAAUAAAGUCACUGCAGAUAUUGGCAUAGACAGCGACUCUGUAUGUACCCGUCACUCUUCUGCCCAUCGGAUCAAGUCCUUCGAAUCACUGGCCUCCCAGUCCUCACUGGGCCGAUCCUCUAAAUUGCUCCAUAACCAGUUCCGCAGCCUUGUGAGUAACACUGGGGACAUGACGGAGAACAGUAACGCUCAGUUAGUGGUUAAAGCUCGCUUCAACUUCCAGCAGACCAAUGAGGAUGAGCUUUCUUUCAGUAAGGGUGACAUCAUCAACGUUACUCGCACGGAAGAAGGGGGUUGGUGGGAAGGAUCCCUCAACGGCAAGACAGGCUGGUUUCCAAGUAAUUAUGUCCGAGAGGUUAAAGGGUCUGACAAACAAGUGUCCCCUAAAUCUGGAACUCUUAAAAGCCCUCCCAAAGGUUUUGAUACCACAUCUAUCAGUAAAACCUACUACAACCUGGUGCUACAGAACAUUCUAGAAACUGAAACUGAAUAUUCAAAGGAGCUCCAGAACCUUUUGACUAACUAUCUGAGACCUCUACAGAUGACAGACAAACUGAGUCCCUCAGAUGUAAGUGUCAUUCUCGGGAACCUGGAGGAAAUCAGCACUUUCCAGCAGACUCUGGUCCAGUCACUGGAGGACACUACCAAGCUUCCAGAGCUACAGCAGAGAGUGGGAGGGUUCUUCCUGAAUCUCAUGCCCCAGAUGAGGUCUCUUUACGUGUCUUACUGCUCUAACCACCCAUCGGCAGUCAGUAUUCUCACCGAUCACAGUGAGGAGCUCGGGGAGUUCAUGGAGGGGAGGGGUGCGUCGAUACCAGGCAUUCUCACGCUCACCUCUGGCCUCAGCAAACCCUUCAUGAGACUUGACAAAUAUCCCACGUUACUUAAGGAACUGGAGAGACACAUGGAGGAGGGUCAUCCAGACAGGACUGAAAUUCAGAAAUGUAUGACGGCUUUCAAGAAUCUCUCUGCACAAUGUCAGGAGGUGCGGAAGCGCAAGGAGCUUGAGCUUCAGAUCCUGGUUGAGACGAUUCGCCUGUGGGAGGGGGAAGACAUCAAGACCCUGGGUUCAGUGCUGUAUAUGAGUCAGGCCAUGGUCCAGAACCACGGCUGUGAGGAUAAGCAUGAGCGUUACCUUCUGCUGUUUCCUCAUGUUUUGCUCAUCCUGUCUGCUAGUCCCAGGAUGAGUGGCUUCAUCUACCAGGGCAAGCUACCUUUGAGCGGGAUGACGGUGACCCCAUUAGAAGACUGUGAAAGUCAUAAAAAUGCUUUUGAGCUCUCAGGAAGCAGGUUUGAGAGACUUCAGGUGAUCUGCUAUAACAAACAGGAUCUGCAGGACUGGCUCGAGCAUCUGAACCGACAGACCAAGCACAACACCAUGGCGGCUCCCAGCAUGAAACCCCUCAAUGUUCCCUGCCACACACUCCCGUCUCACCCUCUGACGCCGUCCAGACAUGCAGAAAGCCGGGGCCUGACAGUUGCUCCUGCCUACCACACCUUACCACACCCCUCCUCUCAUGGGGCCCCUCACAGCACCAUGAUGUGGGGCCCCCUGGAGCCCCCUAAAACCCAGAAGCCCUGGAGCCUGAGCUGCUUGCGUCCAGCACCCCCACUCAGGCCCUCAGCUGCUCUCUGCUAUAAAGAGGACCUCAGUAAAAGCCCCAAGACUAUGAAAAAGCUGCUGCCCAAGAGGAAGCCAGAGAGGAAGCCGUCCGAUGAGGAGUUUGCACUGAGGAAGAGUACUGUAGCUUUGGAGGAAGAUGCUCAGAUCCUGAAAGUAAUCGAGGCCUACUGCACGAGUGCCAAAACCAGACAGACUCUGAACUCAACAUGGCAAGGCACUGAUCUCAUGCAUAACCACGUUUUGGAUCAAUCCAGUGUGGACUCUCUGGGCCGCCGUAGCAGCAUCUCAAGGCCCGAGACCACCUCGGACCUCUCAGAGGACUCUGACUAUGACAGUAUAUGGACGGCCCACAGUUACAGGAUGGGCUCUGUUUCCCGACAGUGGAAAGAUGCCAGCCCAGCGCUGAUAGUUCCCGGGGAGGAGAAGUUCAGUGUAGACAAGUUGAAGAGUAAUGGUCAGACUCUACCGGAGGAGAAGAGCCUUGUGGAUGUUGUUUAUGCUCUGAGAGAUGAGGUACAAGAACUUAAAAAGGACUAUAAAAAAAUGAAGAAAUCCCUGGAGGAAGAACAGAGAGCCCGGAAAGAUCUGGAGAGGAUAGUUAGAAAAAUGUUAAAGAAUAUAAACGAUUCUUCUUGGGAUGAGACCAAUUUAUGAUAACAAUGUUGCCCAUUAUUGGUUUUCGUUUUUUUACAUGAAUGGUUGAAAUGACCUGGAUGUUCGACCAGAACGUUCAAAUUAUCCUGUUUUCUUACAUUGAAACCACUUUUGAUGUUUGUGGGUAUGGGUCUGUAGUUUAACAUGAUGUUACAUAUUUGAACUCAUGUGACUCAUUCUGAUGUUCAAACUCUAAAAUAUGGUCUUUUUAGCGCAUCUACACAAAGCUGAUUUUUAUUUUUAUUUGGCUUAUGAAAUUGAUGAAAUUUAAAACCACUAUUUUUUUAACUGAACAAUCAUGAUGUGACUUGUUUGCUUGAAGCCGUAGCUAAAUCUCGUUGGGUGGCAUGAGUGUGACCUGUGAAUUUCCCUGAUGAGUUCGUCUUUCACCUGAUGUUAAGGUGUUGAGACAGACAGUACCUCAGUCUACACAUCCCGCUAAUGUUUGAGAUAUUGAGAGUCCUGUUUUUCCUAUAUCACCUUUGUCAUUACAAAGGUUCAAGAGAUCAGCAUAUUUUACUGUUAGGUUUUAUCUUUAAAUACAUUUUAUUCAGAUGCUCUCUGAUUUAUGAUGUUGAAUCUGUGACUAUUUCCAUGAUGUGGUACAGAGAACUUUUUCAUUCCAUUUAAUCAUUGUUUACAAAUGACUCAAAUGUUGAUACCUAAUCGUUAAAUCAACCGAGUGAGUGUGUACAAGCAUAGCAGAUGUCACGCUGUGUUGAAUGCGGGACAUGGUGCUUAUGCUUGUAUGCCAGCAUGUUUAGUACAUGUUUCAGGUGCCAUUAUAAUUCAAGCUGUGACCGUUUCAAUAUUAUGAUUCCCAGGAUAAUUUUUUAGUUAUGUCUGUAUACAUUUCAGUGUCACUUGCUUAGUGUGACCAAAACACAAGCCAAACUCUUUAUUUAUGGACUUUACUGUAUGUGACUUAUUACUGUACUUGACAUUUAUUCUUAUAGCUCUUACACAACACUAAUAGAAUAGCCUUGUCAGAAUUCAUGUUGGAUAUUUAUUUAGGGUUCUUUACCUCGGCUCCAUCUUACUGUAAAUUAAUUCUGUAAAUAAAGACAGUUGUUUAUUUGCUUCUCUACUCCAUUGA